CGAAACGAAAGUCCUGUCCUUUUUUCGGAUAGCGGUCUGAACCGGCGAUUAUAUCGCUUAUAAUUUUUUCUCUCUCAGUUUCGGUUUGCGGCAGUUUUGAAGAUCUUUGGAAAAUGUACGACCGCCUGGAUCCUCGCGUAGAGCGAAGUCGGUUAUCUGAACACAUAAUGGGCAGCAACGCUGUGUGAGCGCCAGCGUUUCCCCUCCGUUUACUGCCGGUUUGUGUUGGACUAAGCUUUUUCGCCUUUUUGCUUAAACCCUCUGGAGCAAAUCUCAACGGAUACGCUGGUUUGGGAGUUUAUUUAUUGAGUUAAAUGUGGACGAGACCAACAAGCAGAGGUUUUGAGGACUAAAGUUACUGGCAAAAGAAACACGUCGGUGGGUUUACCGAGGUAUACUAUAUUUUUACCUUUACAUUAAGAUGGAGACACACGUCUCAUGUCUCUUUCCAGAGAUUUUAGCCAUGAUUUUCAGUUACUUAGACGUGAGGGACAAAGGCCGGGUAGCCCAAGUGUGCACAGCGUGGAGGGACGCGUCCUACCACAAGUCCGUGUGGAGGGGGGUGGAAGCCAAGCUGCAUCUGAGAAGGGCCAACCCUUCACUAUUCCCCAGCCUCCAGGCCAGGGGCAUCCGACGGGUACAGAUCCUAAGCCUAAGGCGCAGCUUAAGCUACGUGAUCCAGGGCAUGCCCAACAUCGAGAGCCUAAACCUGAGUGGCUGCUACAACCUGACGGACAACGGCCUGGGGCAUGCUUUCGUCCAGGAGAUCUCCUCCUUGCGUGUGCUCAACCUGAGCCUGUGCAAGCAGAUCACGGACUCAAGCCUGGGCAGGAUAGCUCAGUACUUAAAGAACUUGGAGGUGCUUGAGCUUGGCGGCUGUAGCAACAUUACCAACACAGGCUUGCUGCUUAUUGCCUGGGGUCUGCACCGACUCAAGAGUCUCAACCUGCGCAGCUGCCGACAUGUGUCCGAUGUGGGCAUAGGUCACCUGGCUGGCAUGACCCGGAGCGCAGCGGAAGGCUGCCUCAGCCUAGAGUACCUCACUCUACAGGACUGUCAGAAGCUUACAGACUUGUCCCUGAAGCAUAUUUCAAAGGGCCUGGCCAGGCUCAAAAUCCUUAACUUAAGCUUCUGCGGUGGCAUCUCGGACGCCGGCAUGAUCCAUCUGUCCCAUAUGACCAGCCUCUGGAGUCUAAAUCUUCGCUCAUGUGACAACAUUAGUGACACUGGCAUCAUGCACCUUGCCAUGGGGACGCUGCGGCUUUCCGGGCUGGACGUCUCGUUCUGCGACAAAAUUGGAGACCAAAGCCUGGCUUAUGUGGCCCAGGGUCUUUAUCAGCUCAAGUCACUUUCACUGUGUUCAUGCCACAUAAGUGACGACGGCAUCAACCGAAUGGUGCGCCAGAUGCACGAACUACGGACUCUUAACAUUGGUCAAUGUGUGCGGAUUACAGACAAAGGCCUUGAGCUUAUAGCAGACCAUCUGACUCAGCUGACAGGAAUUGAUUUGUAUGGAUGUACAAAAAUCACUAAGAGGGGACUGGAGAGGAUAACACAGCUCCCUUGCCUUAAAGUUUUAAACCUGGGUCUUUGGCAGAUGACUGAGAGUGAAAAAGUGCGGUAAAACUUGGUGAGAUGUUCUGA
Molecule: messenger RNA, 1644 nt
Organism: Trichomycterus rosablanca
Lineage: Eukaryota; Metazoa; Chordata; Actinopteri; Siluriformes; Trichomycteridae
Gene: fbxl14b
Product: F-box and leucine-rich repeat protein 14b
Exons: 1
Coding region: 422-1624 (400 amino acids)
Biological process (GO): SCF-dependent proteasomal ubiquitin-dependent protein catabolic process
Cellular component (GO): SCF ubiquitin ligase complex
Molecular function (GO): protein binding
Source: RefSeq, a predicted model, not a curated record